CUUCAUCCGUCACUUUUGUUCGAGUACACAACAUUCGUGAUAAAAACAAAACAAAUUGUUCUUGAUAUUCCUUGAAUUUUUGAGUUUUGUUUAUCCAUAUCAGUUGCAUCAUUUACUGAAAGCUCGUACCAAUGGCGCUUAAUGUGGAUAUAAAGCUACGGAGAGCCAAUAAAAUCUAUUACGAAGGGGAAACUAUUACUGGUGUAGUUCAAGUAUCCAGCAAUUCGGAAACUAAACACGAGGGCAUUGUUUUAUCACUGGAAGGACUGGUAAACCUCACGAUUAGUAACAAAAAUGUGGGAAUAUUUGAAGCCCUCUACAACUCGGUGAAACCUAUCAUCUUGCUCAAUCAGCAUACUGAUUUGGCAUCAUCUGGUAAGCUGCCGGCUGGAACAACCGAAUUUCCAUUUGAGCUUCCUUUGAUUUGCUCAAAAGAACCGAAAAUUCUCUACGAAACAUAUCAUGGAGUGUUUGUCAAUAUAACUUAUCUCCUGAAAUGUGAAGUAAAACGUAGUUUUCUCGCGAAAACGGCAUUCAAAACGCAACAAUUCAUCAUUCAAUAUCGACCGAGCUCUCCACCGGAGAAGAAAUCCGAAGUCAGCUUCUCAAUCAGUCCUGAUACACUGCAAAAAACGGCUAAAGAGCGAAUCUCAAUUCCUAGGUUCCUAAUAACGGGAGUGCUGGAUUCGACGGAAACCUGUGUCACUCAACCAUUUACAGGCACUCUGACGGUACACCACACUGAAGUACCUAUCAAAUCGAUUGAAAUUCAGCUUGUCCGAGUUGAAACGUGCGGCUGUGCCGAGGGCUACGCACGAGAUGCUACCGAGAUCCAGAAUAUCCAGAUAGCGGACGGAAAUGUUUGCCCCAAGGUACCCAUUCCAAUUUAUAUCACAUUCCCCCGGUUGUUUACGUGCCCGACACUGAUAACGAAAAAUUUCAAAGUCGAAUUCGAAGUGAAUUUGGUAGUAAUCUUCGGCGAUGAUUAUUUGGUGACGGAAAACUUUCAGAUUAUGUUGAACAGAACUGCCUAAUAUUACGCAAAUUAAAAUAUUUGUAUCAAUUUCCCGUUGUAUAUGUAGAUGAAAAUAAAUUGUAUAUCAAGGUCUCAGUGAAGAUCACUUACGUUA
Molecule: messenger RNA, 1130 nt
Organism: Malaya genurostris
Lineage: Eukaryota; Metazoa; Arthropoda; Insecta; Diptera; Culicidae
Product: vacuolar protein sorting-associated protein 26C
Exons: 4
Coding region: 132-1034 (300 amino acids)
Biological process (GO): intracellular protein transport
Cellular component (GO): endosome
Source: RefSeq, a predicted model, not a curated record